This is a messenger RNA of Lasiosphaeria miniovina, 1540 nucleotides long. RefSeq names its product amidase family protein. The transcript is spliced from 8 exons. The record is from RefSeq and is a predicted model, not a curated record. The coding region runs from base 1 to 1293 and encodes 430 amino acids. NCBI's taxonomy places the organism in Eukaryota, Fungi, Ascomycota, Sordariomycetes, Sordariales, Lasiosphaeriaceae.
AUGACCAUAACUGCCGACAUCAAUCUCCUCACCGCGACGGCCUCGGAGCUGCAGACCAGGCUUACUAGCAAUUCCGUCACCAGCCAGCAGCUUCCAAGACGGCGAGCGACCCUGACGGCGAGCGACCUUGACGGCGAGCGCGCCAAAGGCAGCAUUCGCGGCCCGCUUCACGGCAUCCCCAUCAUCGUCAAGGAAAACAUCGCCACCGUUCCUGCCCUGGGCCUGCCGACGACCUGCGGAAGUCUUGCGCUCGUCGGCUCCAAGCCAAGACAAAAUGCUGCAAUUAUUGAGCGCCUUAUUGCCGCCGGUGUCAUCAUUCUGGGCAAGGCAAACCUAUCGAAACCCGGCGGCUCCUCCUCUGGUUCCGCUGUCGCCGUCGCGGCCGGAUUCUCGCCCAUUUCCAUCGGCACCGAAACGAUGGGUUCGCUCAUUAUGCCCAGCGACAGGUCUGCCCUGUACACGAUCAAGCCCACCCUCAAGAUUGUUCCGCAGGAGGGCAUCAUCCCCGUCACGCCCGAGGCAGAUUCGGCAGGCCCAAUGACCAAAUCGGUCCUCGACCUCGCAAAUCUUCUCGACGCUAUUGCAGACCCAAGGAAGACAACGAUCACUGAGGGUGGAUACAAGAGCGCUGUCACUGGGAAGUGGGGUGACAUCCGGAUUGGCGUCUUGGAGCCCGAAAACUGGCUAUUCCCGACCAAGAUCGUCAAGUACGAGAAGCAGGCGUCGGAGCAAAUGUUCCGAGAGUGGAAAGCAGCAUACAAGAAACUUGCUUCGGUUGUUAAGGUCAUGAAGCCCGUCACACUUCUGUCGGUGGACGAAUCGACCGACCACGGCAAAAGCGAUAUCUGGGACGCGUUUCAAUACCUGGCGAGUAUCGACGACUCCAAGGUCAAGACACUUGAGGAGCUUGUCAAAUUCAACGAAGAUCACGCGGAACAGGAGCUCCCACCCAGCGCCGACAACCAAGCUGGCUUUAUUCGAGCUCUAAGUGCCAAGAUGCCAGAGGAAGAGUACUACAAACUCAUCAAUACCGCCCGCGACCGUUCCGGCAAGCAAGGGAUCGACAAAGUCCUCGAAGAGAACGAGGUCGAUAUCAUCAUGGGCCCUAGCGAUGGGCCCUUAUUCUGCAUAUCUGGGACAGCAGGAUACCCUGUCGCGUCGUUACCGCUUGGCUACCUCGAUUUCAACGGCAGGCCUUUCGGGCUGCAGAAGGCCCUCAUCCAGGCCCAGAGCGCCUGGGAAGCCACCUUUCCUGCGCGCCAGCCCCCGCCGCUGGACGAGAUUGUGCGUUGAUGCAUUGAGGGGAUCGACGACGAGCGGACAGUUUUUUAAUGGGAGUUUCGUGGUUUUCCUCUGGGGCACUUGGCAGAAAGUCCCUACAGCUAACUAUCCACCUCAAAAUGCUGCAGCACUGACAUUCACAUUGUUUCCCCGUGCACCUGUUUCCCCGUGCACCUGUUUCCCCGUGCACCUGUUUCCCCGUGCACCUGUUUCCCCGUGCACCUGUUUCCCCGUGCACCUGUUUCCCCGUGCACCUGUU